AUGGAUGCCGAUCCGAUGGAAAAUUUCCAGCACGCUUUAGACACUUUGUCUUGCUGGUCCUGUUCUUCCUUGGACGCGGAGAUGACUCGAGCGCAAUUGCAUCUGGCUAGCGUAGCCAGCCAAGUGCGUAACUUGCUUGAUACGGAUGAAGUGGUUGCUUUCGGACCGUUCCUUUACGUUUACAUUCGUAAAACUUCUCUGGUCACAAUCGCAUUGUGCAAUCCAUUGUCACUUGCCAUCCUAUCCAAAUACGUUCUGAUGGCCAAAGCAGCCGUUCGACCCAAACUUGUAAGUUAUACAUUCUCUGUCGAAUACAUGCGCCAUCCAUUCUUCUAUUCUCUUACCGCUCAGUAA
Messenger RNA from Echinostoma caproni, 354 nucleotides. Lineage: Eukaryota; Metazoa; Platyhelminthes; Trematoda; Plagiorchiida; Echinostomatidae. The record is from the annotation of a GenBank genome assembly.